AUGCUUAUCAUUGGGGGAAUCUUUGUCAACAAACCUGUUCUUCGUUUAGGCCCCCACCUUGGGGUUGCGUGUGGUUUGAAGGCAGACCGCAACAGCAUAGACCUGGCCGUACAACUAUCAAACGCAGGUUACAAGCCGGAUAAAGGCUCAGGCGACGAGGAUGUAUCCCGAGCUCAGAAGCCGCAGGUAUUGCGGUUCACAUUCGAGGUCUUUGCCGCUUGA
Messenger RNA from Colletotrichum graminicola M1.001, 222 nucleotides. RefSeq lists its product as uncharacterized. NCBI's taxonomy places the organism in Eukaryota, Fungi, Ascomycota, Sordariomycetes, Glomerellales, Glomerellaceae. The transcript has 3 exons. Bases 1 to 222 code for a protein of 73 amino acids. The record is from RefSeq and is a predicted model, not a curated record.